CGGCCUCCUGCGCGAGAGCGCCGGCCGAGCAGCCCGCCGCCGCGGCCGCGGCGUCCUCCCGGUGCCGCGGGGCAGACGAUCGGGCGGCGGCCCGGGCGGAGCGGGGGGCCCGGUGUCCGCGGGCGCGGGCCCGAGGCGGGGCACUCCUUUUCCGCCCCCGCUCGGAGGGGCGGGGGCGGCGAGCGCGGGGCCGCGGAGGCGCGGACUCCUUUCUGCGGCGGAGGGAUCCCGGCGGAGGCGGCCGCAGCCGGGCCGCUGCCUGAGAGUUGUUGUUUCCUCCUCCUCCUCCUCCGCCUCCGCCGCCGUCGCUUGAAUGGUGGAGCCGAGGCUCGGCUCGUGAGCACACACUGACAGCUACAGGGCAGGCGGCGGCGCCGUCCCCGCGUCCCCUCGGCGGCGGGCCGUCCCGCCGGCGGCCCCGAAGUGACCCGCCGACAUGUCUCGGGAGAGGAAAGGCCUCUCGGAGCUGCGAUCCGAGCUCUACUUCCUCAUCGCCCGGUUCCUGGAAGAUGGACCCUGUCAGCAGGCGGCUCAGGGUCAAGUAUUAUAGACACCUUGCACCUGAUCACUUGCUGCAAAUCUGUCAUCGACUAGGACCCCUUCUUGAGCAAGAAAUCCCUCAGAGUGUGCCUGGAGUACAAACUUUAUUAGGAGCUGGAAGACAGUCCUUGCUACGUACAAAUAAAAGCUGCAAGCAUGUCGUGUGGAAAGGAUCUGCACUGGCUGCACUACAUUGUGGAAGGCCACCAGAGUCUCCAGUUAACUAUGGUAGCCCACCUAGCAUUGCGGAUACUCUGUUUUCAAGGAAGCUGAAUGGGAAAUACAGACUUGAGCGACUUGUUCCAACUGCAGUGUAUCAGCAUAUGAAGAUGCAUAAACGAAUUCUUGGACACUUAUCAUCGGUGUACUGUGUAACUUUUGAUCGAACUGGCAGGCGGAUAUUUACUGGUUCUGAUGAUUGUCUUGUGAAAAUCUGGGCCACAGACGAUGGAAGAUUGCUAGCUACUUUAAGAGGACAUGCUGCUGAAAUAUCAGACAUGGCUGUAAACUAUGAGAAUACUAUGAUAGCAGCUGGAAGUUGUGAUAAAAUGAUUCGUGUUUGGUGUCUUCGAACUUGUGCACCUUUGGCUGUUCUUCAGGGACACAGUGCAUCUAUUACAUCACUACAGUUCUCACCGUUGUGCAGUGGCUCAAAGAGAUACCUGUCUUCUACUGGGGCGGAUGGCACUAUUUGCUUUUGGCUUUGGGAUGCUGGCACCCUUAAAAUAAAUCCAAGACCUACAAAAUUUACAGAGCGCCCUCGGCCUGGAGUUCAGAUGAUUUGUUCUUCUUUCAGUGCUGGUGGAAUGUUUUUGGCCACUGGAAGCACUGACCAUAUUAUUAGAGUUUACUUUUUUGGAUCAGGUCAACCAGAGAAAAUAUCAGAAUUGGAGUUUCAUACUGAUAAAGUUGACAGUAUCCAGUUUUCCAACACUAGUAACAGGUUUGUAAGUGGUAGUCGCGAUGGGACAGCACGAAUUUGGCAAUUUAAACGAAGAGAAUGGAAAAGCAUUUUGUUAGAUAUGGCUACUCGUCCAGCAGGCCAAAAUCUUCAAGGGAUAGAAGACAAAAUCACAAAAAUGAAAGUAACUAUGGUAGCUUGGGAUCGACAUGACAAUACAGUUAUAACUGCAGUUAAUAACAUGACUCUGAAAGUUUGGAAUUCUUAUACUGGUCAACUGAUUCAUGUCCUAAUGGGUCAUGAAGAUGAGGUGUUUGUCCUUGAACCACACCCAUUUGAUCCUAGAGUUCUCUUUUCUGCUGGUCAUGACGGAAAUGUGAUAGUAUGGGAUCUAGCAAGAGGAGUCAAAGUUCGGUCUUACUUCAACAUGAUUGAAGGCCAAGGACACGGUGCAGUAUUUGACUGCAAAUGCUCCCCUGACGGCCAGCACUUUGCAUGCACAGACUCUCACGGACAUCUUUUAAUUUUUGGCUUUGGGUCCAGUAGCAAGUAUGACAAGAUAGCAGAUCAGAUGUUUUUUCAUAGUGAUUAUCGGCCCCUUAUCCGUGAUGCCAACAAUUUUGUAUUAGAUGAGCAGACUCAGCAGGCACCUCAUCUCAUGCCUCCCCCCUUUUUGGUCGAUGUUGAUGGAAAUCCUCAUCCAUCAAGAUACCAGAGAUUAGUCCCUGGCCGUGAAAAUUGCAGAGAAGAGCAGCUGAUCCCUCAAAUGGGAGUGACUUCUUCAGGAUUGAACCAAGUUUUAAGCCAGCAAGCAAACCAAGAUAUCAGUCCUCUAGACAGUAUGAUUCAAAGACUACAGCAGGAGCAAGACCUGAGACGUUCUGGUGAAGCGGGUGUCAGUAAUACCAGCCGUUUAAACAGAGGGUCUGUAAAUUCUACCUCCGAAGUUCAUUCACCACCAAAUAUAGGGUUGAGGCGCAGUGGGCAAAUUGAAGGUGUGCGGCAGAUGCACAGCAACGCUCCAAGAAGUGAAAUAGCUACUGAGCGAGAUCUUGUUGCUUGGAGCCGAAGGGUAGUGGUACCUGAGCUCUCGGCUGGUGUAGCUAGUAGACAAGAAGAAUGGAGAACUGCAAAGGGAGAAGAGGAAAUAAAGAGUUACAGGUCAGAAGAGAAAAGGAAACACUUAAUGGUUGCAAAGGAGAAUAAAAUACUUACUGUCUCAAAGAAUCAUGCUCAUGAGCAUUUCUUGGAUCUUGGGGAGUCCAAAAAGCAACAGGCCAAUCAACACAGUUACCGUACAAGAUCUGCACUGGAAGAAAAUCCCAGGCCACUGGAGGAGAUAGAAAAUGGGACUAGUUCUUCAGAUGAAGGUGAAGUGGUUGCUGUCAGUGGUGGAACGUCUGAAGAAGAUGAGCGAGCAUGGCACAGUGAUGGCAGCUCCAGUGACUAUUCUAGUGAUUAUUCUGAUUGGACAGCAGACGCUGGAAUUAAUUUGCAGCCACCAAAGAAAGUUCCUAAGCAUAAAACCAAGAAAGCAGAAAGUAGCUCGGAUGAAGAAGAAGAGUCUGAAAACCAGAAGCAAAAACACAUUAAAAAGGAAAGAAAAAAAGCAAAUGACGAAAAAGAUGGACCAACAUCACCAAAGAAAAAAAAGCCCAAAGAAAGGAAACAAAAGAGAUUGGCUGUAGGAGAACUAACUGAAAAUGGUCUUACAUUAGAAGAAUGGUUGCCUUCAACAUGGAUUACAGAUACAAUUCCCAGAAGAUGUCCAUUUGUGCCACAGAUGGGUGAUGAGGUCUAUUAUUUCCGACAAGGACAUGAAGCAUAUGUUGAAAUGGCCCGGAAAAAUAGAAUUUAUAGUAUCAAUCCUAAAAAACAGCCAUGGCAUAAAAUGGAAUUAAGGGAACAAGAACUGAUGAAGAUCGUUGGUAUAAAGUAUGAAGUGGGAUUGCCUACCCUUUGCUGCCUUAAACUUGCUUUUCUAGAUCCUGAUACUGGUAAACUGACCGGUGGAUCAUUUACCAUGAAAUACCAUGAUAUGCCUGACGUCAUAGAUUUUCUAGUCUUGAGACAACAAUUUGAUGAUGCAAAAUAUAGACGGUGGAAUAUAGGUGACCGCUUCAGAUCAGUCAUAGAUGAUGCCUGGUGGUUUGGAACAAUUGAAAGCCAGGAGCCUCUUCAACCUGAGUACCCUGAUAGUUUGUUUCAGUGCUAUAAUGUUUGCUGGGACAAUGGAGAUACAGAAAAGAUGAGUCCUUGGGAUAUGGAACUAAUACCUAAUAAUGCUGUGUUUCCAGAAGAACUGGGUACCAGUGUUCCUUUAACUGAUCCUGAAUCUAGGUCACUAAUUUAUAAACCUCUUGAUGGAGAAUGGGGAGCCAAUCCCAGGGAUGAAGAAUGCGAUAGAAUUGUUGGAGGAAUAAAUCAGCUGAUGACACUAGAUAUUGCUUCAGCAUUUGUGGCCCCUGUGGAUCUGCAAGCGUAUCCCAUGUAUUGCACUGUGGUGGCAUAUCCAACGGAUCUAAGUACAAUUAAAGAAAGACUGGAAAACAGGUUUUACAGGCGCUUUUCAUCACUAAUGUGGGAAGUACGAUAUAUAGAACAUAAUACACGAACAUUUAAUGAGCCAGGAAGCCCAAUUGUGAAGUCUGCUAAAUUUGUGACUGAUCUUCUUCUGCAUUUUAUAAAGGAUCAGACUUGUUAUAACAUAAUUCCACUUUACAACUCAAUGAAGAAGAAAGUUUUGUCUGACUCAGAGGAAGAAGAGAAAGAUGCUGAUGGACCAGGAACUUCUACCCGGAAAAGGAAGGAUCAUCAGCCUAGAAGAAGGUUACGCAACAGAGCUCAGUCUUAUGAUAUUCAAGCAUGGAAAAAACAAUGUCAAGAAUUAUUAAAUCUCAUAUUUCAAUGUGAAGAUUCAGAGCCUUUUCGACAGCCAGUAGAUCUUCUUGAAUAUCCAGACUACAGAGACAUCAUUGACACUCCAAUGGACUUUGCUACUGUCAGAGAAACUUUAGAGGCUGGGAAUUAUGAGUCACCAAUGGAGCUAUGUAAAGAUGUCAGGCUCAUCUUUAGUAAUUCUAAAGCAUAUACACCAAGCAAAAGAUCAAGGAUUUACAGCAUGAGUUUACGCCUGUCUGCUUUCUUUGAAGAACAUAUUAGUUCAGUUUUGUCAGAUUAUAAGUCUGCCCUUCGUUUUCAUCAAAGAAAUACCAUAACCAAAAGAAGGAAGAAACGAAAUAGAAGCAGCUCCCUUUCCAGCAGCGCUGCAUCAAGCCCUGAAAGGAAAAAAAGGAUUUUAAAACCCCAGCUGAAGCCAGAAAUAGCUACCUCUCCAUUCUCUGUACCUACGCGAUCAGUACUACCAAGGCAUAAUGCUGCUCAGAUAAAUGGUAAACCAGAAUCCAAUUCUGUUGUUCGAACCAGGAGCAACCGAGUGGCGGUAGAUCCGGUUAUCAAUGAGCAGCCAUCCACAUCAUCUGCCACAAAAGCUUUUACUUCAAAAACUAAUGCAUCUGCCAUGCCAGGAAAAACAAUGCUAGAGAAUUCUGUGAAACAUUCCAAAGCCUUGAGUACACUUUCAAGUCCUAGUCAACCCACAUUUGGCCAUGGUACGAGGAAUAAUUCUGCAAAAGAAAACAUGGAAAAGGAAAAGCCUGUCAAACGUAAAAUGAAGUCUUCUGUACUCUCAAAAGCAUCCAUGCUUCCAAAGUCAUCGGCUGUCAUUGAUCAAGGAGAUUGUAAGAACAAUGUUCUCAUACCAGGAACCAUUCAAGUAAAUGGCCAUGGAGGACAGCCAUCGAAACUUGUGAAGAGAGGACCUGGGAGGAAGCCUAAGAUAGAAGUUAACACCAGUAGUGGUGAAGUUACACACAAGAAGAGAGGCAGAAAACCCAAAAACCUGCAGUGUGCAAAGCAAGAAAACUCUGAGCAAAAUAAUAUGCAUCCCAUCAGAGGUGACGUAGUUCCUUCUUCAACAUGUAACUUUCUUUCUGAAACUAAUGUUGUUAAGGAGGAUUUGUUACAGAAGAAGAGUCGUGGAGGCAGAAAACCCAAAAGGAAGAUGAAAACACAAAACCUGGAUUCAGAACUCAUAGUUCCUACAAAUGUUAAAGCGUUAAGGAGAAGUAACCGGAAAAAAACAGAUGAUCCUAUAGAUGAGGAAGAAGAGUUUGAAGAACUCAAAGGCUCUGAACCUCACAUGAGAACUAGAAACCAAGGUCGAAGGACAGCUUUCUAUAAUGAGGAUGACUCAGAAGAGGAGCAGAGGCAGCUCUUGUUUGAAGACACCUCUUUGACUUUUGGAACUUCUAGUAGAGGGCGAGUCCGAAAGUUGACUGAGAAAGCAAAGGCUAAUUUAAUUGGUUGGUAACUUGGAGUGGAAUAUUGUGCUUCAAAAUCUAUAAAGCAGACCUGGAAUACCAUGUCAUAAACGGCAGUCUUGCACCACGGUAGCAGGCCCUUUCGUUUUGUACAUACUGAUUGGACCUUUCUUUACUGUUACGUGGACACUUUCUAUGUUAGUUUUGAUGCAUAAUUCUUGGAAUCCUUUUAUACAAACUAGAAUGUAUGUGUAAGAAUUCCUGUCCCUGCAAUGUAGUAACUAUAAACUUAUUUUUAAAUAAAUAGAAAACUUGUUUUUCUAAGCCAUUUUGUAGAGCCUCAUGAUUUCUUUGCUUCUUUGUUUUGGUUAGUUUUGAACAACAUAAAGCACCUGGUACGUACUCCAUAGGCAACUUACCAAAGCAAUUGUGAUAUAGAAGCCAUUAUGUAAAUUCUGGUUCGUUAGAGAUUCCAUUUUUCUGUCUAUUUGUGUAAUGUUAAAACCACUAUCAAAGAUUUCAAGCACCUAAUGUAAUUCCAGAGUGACUGAAGCUUAAAAAUAAAGACUCCUUUGCCUUUC
Psammomys obesus (fat sand rat) is the source of this 6344-nucleotide messenger RNA. It is a transcript of the gene Phip, whose product is annotated as pleckstrin homology domain interacting protein. Gene Ontology annotation, biological process: cytoskeleton organization; regulation of transcription by RNA polymerase II; regulation of cell shape. Gene Ontology annotation, molecular function: protein binding. The record is from RefSeq and is a predicted model, not a curated record. Lineage: Eukaryota; Metazoa; Chordata; Mammalia; Rodentia; Muridae. Gene Ontology annotation, cellular component: nucleus.